UUUCCUUGCGUCCAAUUAUUUCUACAACAACCACCAAAGCCAUGUCGUCCAACCUUGUUCCGCCCGAUGAUCGCUUUCGCGAGUACUUUCGAGAAUACCGUGCCAAAAAGACGGUCAAUACGAUUCCCUACUCGGGCAGUAUGCCCCAAAGUGCUCCCGAUACGGUUCCCGUCGGGAAUUUCAACAGCAAAAAAGUGACCGUCGUUGGCAUGGGACAAGUCGGUCUGGGCUGCGUGACAGCCAUUCUCAAUCAAGAUAUUUGCGGGACCAUUGCCAUGGUAGAUAUCGCCACCAAGAAACUCGAAGGAGAAGCCAAGGAUUUCCAACAGGGUGGAGGAUUCCAUCAAACCACCACCAUUUUGGCAUCCGACAAGUACGAUGUUUCUGCCAAUUCCGAUUUGGUCGUCAUUACCGCCGGUGUGGCCCAAAAACCCGGAGAAUCCCGUCUCAGUUUGGUAGAACGAAAUGCCAAGAUUAUGAAAAUGAUCAUGCCCGAAGUACUCAAGUACAGUCCCAAUGCCACUAUUUUGAUCGUCAGUAAUCCUUGUGAUAUCAUGACGGCCAUUGCGGCCAAGAUUGCCGGACCCGACUAUCCGCAGGGAAAAGUUUUUGGUGCGGGAACCAACCUCGACUCGUCGCGAUUCCAAAUGCUCAUGGCAUCCUCCAUGGAUUUGGACCCACGCAAUGUCCACGGAUACAUUAUUGGUGAGCACGGAGAUUCUUCCAUCCCUGUAUGGUCUUCGGUCCGUGUCGGUGCUCUCCCUUUGUUGGACCCUGGCCAGGAACCCGAUGAUACACUCAAGGCCAUUCACAAGGCGGUUGUGGACUCGGCCUAUGAUGUCAUUAACCUCAAGGGAUACACCAACUGGGCCAUUGGCAUGUCCACGGCGUAUUUGGCCAAAGCCGUCCUCAAUGACACUCGUACCAUCGUCCCUGUCUCUACCUGUGUCCGUGGGCUUUACGGUGUCGAAGACGAUGUCUUCCUCUCGGUUCCCUGCAGUCUCUCCAGCAAUGGAGUACAGCGUGUCGCUGUCUUGCCACUCACCAAGGACGAAGAGGCCAUCUUCCAAAAGUGUGCCAAGGGUAUCUGGGAGGUCCAAGAGCCCAUUUGGGCUACCCUCUAG
Molecule: messenger RNA, 1124 nt
Organism: Seminavis robusta
Lineage: Eukaryota; Bacillariophyta; Bacillariophyceae; Naviculales; Naviculaceae
Source: the annotation of a GenBank genome assembly